AUGUUUACGACGCGUGGGUCAGUCGACUUUAUGGCAUUGACGGGCAGUGAUGAGAAACAAUGGGCUGAUGCGUCUGGGGCCGUGGCAGACUGCACAAGCAAGAGGGGAGUAAGAAGAAUAAAAAAUCUGGUCCAACAGCCUUCCAAAGGCUGA
Molecule: messenger RNA, 153 nt
Organism: Pyricularia pennisetigena
Lineage: Eukaryota; Fungi; Ascomycota; Sordariomycetes; Magnaporthales; Pyriculariaceae
Exons: 1
Coding region: 1-153 (50 amino acids)
Source: RefSeq, a predicted model, not a curated record